Arachis duranensis is the source of this 500-nucleotide messenger RNA. Its product is annotated as annexin D3-like. Gene Ontology annotation, cellular component: cytoplasm. The record is from RefSeq and is a predicted model, not a curated record. The transcript is spliced from 3 exons. Gene Ontology annotation, molecular function: calcium-dependent phospholipid binding; calcium ion binding. Bases 30 to 500 code for a protein of 156 amino acids. Lineage: Eukaryota; Viridiplantae; Streptophyta; Magnoliopsida; Fabales; Fabaceae.
CUCCAAAAAAAAGAAAGGUUCUCAGAGAAAUGGCCUCAUUGAUUGUGCCACUUCCAAGUUUUCUGCCUCCUCCUGAAGAAGACUGUGCACGACUCAAAAAAGCUUCAGAGUCAUUCUUAAGAGAUGAGAAAACAAUAGUGUCAAUUUUGGGACACAGGAGUGCUGAGCAAAUAAAAGUAGUGAAAGAAACUUAUCAACACCUCUACAAUCACUCCCUUCUUGAUGAUCUCAAUUCUAAACUCUCUGGUGAUUUAAAAAAUGCCCUAGUUCUCUGGGUUCAUGAACCUGAAGUAAGGCAUGCAAUGUUGGCAAACAAAGCAUUGAAGGCUAUGACUAAUAAGAUUAAAGAACUACAAGUUGUGGUUGAAAUAGCAUGUGGUAAUAAAACUCUGUAUGUUAAUGCUGUGAGAGAAGCUUAUAUUGAUCUCUAUGGUUGCACAAUUGAGGAGGACAUUCUAGAUUGUGUUUAUGAUAUGCCACUUAAAAAGGUGAGAACAUAA